AUGAUGGGACGCCAAAGUGAUGGACCUGGUAAGAAACGAGUGGGAGAACAUCAUGAUGGGGAGUUUAGUGUAUACAUGUCUCAUAAGAUUCAAAAAUUGCGGGCACAAAAUGAUAGCAUUGUCUCAGCAUCAUCAUUGGAUGGCAAAGUAGUGGAUAUUUUUCGAGGUGUAUGUGUAUACGUAGAUGGGUAUACAGUCCCUAGUAAAGAAGAAAUUCGACGGCUUAUGUUGCUGCAUGGUGGUACUUUUGAACAUUACGAGACAAAUCGAGUGACGCACAUUAUAGCCACUCAUCUGCCAGCGUCGAAAUUGCUGCUACUUAAAAAGUCAAGAAAACCAUUACCACUUGUCCAUCCUAAUUGGAUUGUCCAUAGUAUUGAACAAAAACAAUUGUUACCGGUGCAGCAAUUCCAAUCCAAAGGUGUUCUUGACGCAACAGCUUUAACGCCAAAAUAUGACGUGAAUCCAAUAGAAGCAGAUACUGGUGACGAAGAGGAGGAUAGUCACGGUUUUAGUGGUGAAAAUAAUGGAUUGAACGCGUUGAAAGACCCAUUCCUUGUAUCACCAGUACUCGAAGAAUGUGAAAAGACUUCAAGCGCACCUGAUAAAUUGCAAACAAUUUCAACAAGAGAUGGUCCAGAGUUUGUCAAGCACUUUUUUGCCAAGUCGAGAUUGCACCACAUUGGUACAUGGCGAUCAACGUUUCAGCAAAAAGCAGCCGAGUUUCUUGCAAAAUAUAAAGGGGGGCAGGUAACGAGAGCGCUUGCUUCGUCCAACGAUCGGGUGAUGCUUCAUGUGGACAUGGACUGCUUCUUUGUGGCAGUAGCAGUACGAUGUCGCCCACAAUUGGAAAACGUACCUGUUGCUGUCGCUCACUCGGGAAAUGCUGGUUCGUCAGAAAUUUCGUCGUGCAACUACUUGGCACGUGCUAAAGGAGUCGGUGCAGGAAUGUUCAUGCAGACUGCAAAGGAGUUGUGCCCUGACUUGGUGGUGCUGCCCUAUCAGUUCGACGCCAUUCAACGCGUGUCAUUUCAGAUCUACGACAUUUUCUUUUCGCAUACUCCAUUUGUGCAGGCAGUCAGCUGUGACGAAGCAUUUCUUGAGUUUGGAAAAGGGACGGAUGGAAUGGAAAUGGCAAUGACAAUUCGUCAAGAGAUCUUCGAGCAGACUGGAUGCGCUGCAAGUGUGGGUGUGUCUUUCAAUAUCCUUCUUGCAAAGCUGUCCUCACAGAAAGCAAAACCAGAUGGAAUUUAUCAGGUUAGUGAUCCAGAUCAGGCCGCAACAUUCAUGCUAUCACUCAACAUACGGGACUUGCCUGGAGCUGGAGUCAAAACAAGAGCGAAACUUGAAGCACUUGGGGUCGAGGACGUUCGACAGCUAGUCUCGAUGACUAAAGGCGAACUCGUACAAUCCGUUGGUAAAGCUCCAGGCGAAAUGCUGUACAAUUACGCCCGAGGUAGAGAUAUUCGCCCGUUGUCGAUGGAGUCGAAUAUGAUGCGAAAGAGCGUGUCGGCAGUCGUAAACUUUGGCAUUCGGUUUGAGAAUUGGGAAAACGCGACUGUAUUCUUAUCGGCAUUGGGCGAGGAACUGAGUCACCGUCUUCGGAACCUGAAGGUGCGGACACAAUGCGUAACACUGCUGAUAAAGAAACGAGCAGAAGGAGCGCCCGUCGAGCCUUCAAAAUUCAUGGGUCAUGGAGUAUGCGAUAACUUUUCCAAGAGCCAUGUGCUGGCUGAAGCAACAGACGACCAGGUUGUGAUUGGCAAGAUCUGCAUCGAGCUGCUCCGGCGAUUCAAUUUUCCGAGCGAAGAGCUCCGGGGAGUGGGAGUGCAGGCGACAAAGUUGGUUUCACAUACCCAAAGCGUUAACAAACGAAGUGGACAACUGUUUAAGGCUUGGCUCACUGAUAGUGCGCAACCACCAGAUAUCUUGCCUUCGUCCCACUCACCGCGAGUGCCAACCGCAAGUGAACAAGAGGAAAGAGAAAGGAAAACCAAAGACGAGCUCGAAGGGAACGUGAAUAGAAACGAUUUCACGGCUACAACGUUUUCGCAGAUUGAUACAGGAGUUCUGGAAGAGUUACCUGAGCAGCUCAAGCGAGAAAUUUUGGCUUCAUAUGGCCGAGGUGCACCAUCUAGGACUGUCCCGACAAGUCAUCAGCUUCCGCCAAAACGGAAGACUAAUGGAAAGGCACCACUACGACGAAGACACCCCGCACGAAACAUUUUUGAUUCAAAGUCAAACAGCCGGCUUGCGCGCGCUGUCCACGCUUCAUUUGAAGAGUCAAAGAAGGUAGACGCACUGAAUGACGUCCGAAUGUCCCAAGUUGACUCGGAAGUGUACUUUUCGCUACCAUUCGCUAUUCGUAACGAAAUUGAUCGAUACGCGAAGAAACGCAAACCCACUUCAAUGGUUAUUCCAAGACCCAACGUUCCAUCCGACACCAGUCCGAAGCAAGUUGUAAACAAGAAGCUGGCACCCGUAUUGCCAUCUAUAGAAGACUUGUACGCAAAACUUGUCGAGAGUCUUCCAGGUGCUGUUUCCAACAGUGAAAGUGAUGAUGAGCGCCCAGUUGACAACAAUAGAGCACGAUCGGCAGCUUUCGAUGCCAUUUACUCGCGUAUUUUGAUCGAGGUGGAAAAUCGCACACUUGACCAGGCCUUGCGAAUGCUCCGGUUCGUUCGCCGUAAAUGCCUUAGUACAAGCACCUGUGCCGACCUCACCAACGUUUUGAAGCGUGGCUUUAACCACAUCCUCACCCUUGUGAACCAGGAUAUUCGACAACAUUUCAAUGGAGUGCUGUCGUUGAGAUUGGUUGCACCACUUGAGUAG
Molecule: messenger RNA, 2832 nt
Organism: Peronospora farinosa
Lineage: Eukaryota; Oomycota; Peronosporomycetes; Peronosporales; Peronosporaceae
Source: the annotation of a GenBank genome assembly